Molecule: messenger RNA, 1220 nt
Organism: Linderina pennispora
Lineage: Eukaryota; Fungi; Kickxellomycota; Kickxellomycetes; Kickxellales; Kickxellaceae
Exons: 1
Coding region: 51-1157 (368 amino acids)
Source: RefSeq, a predicted model, not a curated record
CAUACUUGCCCAUUCUCUACUCUGCACCUACAUUCCUCUAUAUCCCUGAUAUGGCUUCAACCUACCUUCCGGUCCACGUUGACCGCGAUACUAUCCGUCCUUGCAUCAUUGAUAUGCUAAGGCCGUUCACUGAUGUUGAAAGCGAGCAGCAGGCUAUCGAGCAGCAGAGCGAAUACGGGACGCCUUUCAUUGUGCUGGAGAAAGGUCACUUCACGGUCUACAAUGUUCCUGGCGGUCCGUUAAAGUGCGACUAUAUCUCCCGGAACUACAUUACCUUUAUGGCGAGGCAUCACUCCAAUAACCCAGACGUGUGGUCUAGUCUUCAGGAGCAAGAUGGCCUCAAGCUAUAUCCUGAACCACCAGCCGUCUACUUUAUCCACGAAAAGUGUAAAGAUGACAUUAUUGAAGGUUGGUCGAGCUGCAACACGGCUUUGAUUCGUUAUAGCGAGAAAGACACAAGAAGGUUUGCAGAGGCAGCCAGGGGCGCAGAUGGGUGCUGCAACCACUUUUUUGUCGUGUAUGAAGAUGGAAUCGAGCAGUGCUUCGAUUCCAACAACCCGGAAAACAGCUACACGCUCUCAAGCUUCCUCAAAUUCAUAUUUUUACCAGCAGUGAGGAGAGAUGCUGGCGCUAUUAAGCGGUUCGAGGAAGAAGACUGGCUGGUUGAAGAGGAGCAGUGGUCCAAACGCCUACCAAACGGAGAAUUCAGACUGAGGGAUGCAGACGGAAUCGAGGUUCGCGACGGCGAAGCGUUUUCAUUGGAUGUCAUAUGUGAAGAAGACAAGUACAUCCAAGAGUUCGAUGAUUACUGUCUUUCAUUUCUUGAGGAUGAACUCAUGGUCUAUUCUAAAAAUGACUGUGACCCGUUCACUUGCGAGAUGAUCGAUGGUAUUCUCUAUCUGAAGUGCAGUGACCAGUACCUACAUUGCUCUGAUGAUAAUAAUAACCAUAUAAACCUAUCCCCAGAGCUACCUGAACGGUCAGACCGCCUUCAGAUAAGCUAUGAUGGCACGGAUAUCCUUUUCUCCAGGUGGGAUACAUCGGAAUUCGCUACCUUCGAAUGGGAUGACGGCUCCUCUGCAACUAUUAUGAUUGACAGCGACUGGAAAGAUAACCGUUAUGCUCGCCUGCUGCGAACUCGGCUUGUCAAGAUAUAAAUAAACGUCAUCCCGAUUUUUGAUCUGUCUGAACACCAAAUAUAUCAUUUGCGUAGUUGCGGC